AGUUUUAUGUCUCGUCUCCGGUUCUCUCUCAUUUGUGUCAUUGUUACUGAGAAAGAAAAGUGAGGAAACAUAGGAAAAUAAACAAGGAAAGAAAAUGCAGCAGCACCUGAUGCAGAUGCAGCCCAUGGUAGCAGCUUAUUAUCCCAACAAUGUCACUACUGAUCACAUUCAAGAGUAUCUCGACGAGAACAAGUCGUUGAUCUUAAAGAUUGUUGAGAGCCAGAAUUCUGGGAGAUUGAGUGAAUGUGCUGAGAACCAAUCAAGGCUGCAACAAAACCUCAUGUACUUGGCUGCAAUUGCGGAUGCUCAACCACAACCGCCCGCGGUGUACGCUCAGUUUCCUUCCAGUGGUAUUAUGCAGCCAGAAGCCGGACACUAUAUGCCGCACCAACAAGCUCAACCGAUGACGCCGCAAUCGCUUAUGGCCUCACAGGCCUCCAUGUUGUAUGCUCAGCAACCAUUUUUGGCCCUGCAACAACAAUCCAUUCACGGUCAGGUAGGCAUGAGCUCUGCAGGUCGCAGUGGAGGAUUCGUGGCCAGAGGGUUUCCGGAUUUUGUGCGUGUCUCUUCUGUAGAAGGCAUGCACGGUGGUGGCAAGGCAUUGAAAGAUGGGUGCAAGCAGGAUAUCGGGAGUGCCGUCGGGUCACCUGAAGGUCGUGGAGGGAGCUCUGGAGGUCAGUGUGAUGAUGAGAAUUGAGAGUUCGUUAGUGGAGAUAGAAAGAAAGGCGAAAAUCACAUUAUUUUGCUUAUGGAACUUAUUCCUGAUGC
Molecule: messenger RNA, 768 nt
Organism: Hibiscus syriacus
Lineage: Eukaryota; Viridiplantae; Streptophyta; Magnoliopsida; Malvales; Malvaceae
Product: GRF1-interacting factor 1-like
Exons: 6
Coding region: 95-697 (200 amino acids)
Biological process (GO): leaf development; cell population proliferation; positive regulation of transcription by RNA polymerase II
Cellular component (GO): nucleus
Molecular function (GO): transcription coactivator activity
Source: RefSeq, a predicted model, not a curated record